GCAAUGUCUCUCUAGGCCCAGGUGUUGUGAGGCAAGUCAGGAAAGAGAGGAGAAGGGGGCGAGGAUUAAUUUAAGGACCAGGUGUGAAGCUAGGAAUAUAAAAAGGGAGGAAAUGGAAGGAGGCUGGCAGGAGAAGAAGAAAGCUGAAGUAAAAGACACCUUGUGUGAGAACCUGUGACUGACUCAAGGUCACAUCAGCAGGUGCGUGUGGAGGAGUCGGGAAUCAAACCUGGUUCUCCCAGAUGCUGAGAGCUGUGCCAAGCAGCAUUCUACUGACCUGGAAUCUUUCUUCGGAUCAUGGUAAAGGCAUAUCUGGAAAAGCCAAUACCCAUUCUACAGAAUGGAUAUUAAUGGGACCGGACAAUGCUUGGAUAUAUCAAAAUAUCUGGAAAAGUAUUACCUUUCCACCAUGUAUGCUCUUGAGUUCAUAUUUGGCAUCACUGGCAACAGUGUGGUUGUUUUUGGCUACGUAUUCUGCCUCAAAAACUGGAGAAGCGGCAACAUCUACCUAUUCAGCCUAACACUGUCGGAUUUUGCAUUCCUUUGCACCCUUCCCUUGCUGGUGUCCAGUUAUUCUAGUGGAACAUGGCCUUAUAAGAUCGUUUGGUGUCAAGUCAACAGGAUCAUUCUACAUGCCAAUUUAUACACAAGCAUCCUUUUCCUUUCCUUUAUCAGUUUUGAUAGAUACCUGCUCAUGAAAUACCCUUUCAGAAAUCAUUUUCUGCAGAAAAAGAAUGUGGCUGUUGUUUUCUCCUUUGCCAUAUGGGUCUUAGUUUCACUGGAAUUGCUACCCAUGAUAAUCUUCAUAAAAGUACAGGAAGACAACAGCACUAGCGAAUGUAUGGACUAUGCAAGUUCAGGAGAUGCAGCCCAAAGCCUCAUCUAUAGUGUGAUCUUGACAAUUGUUGGUUUCAUAAUUCCCUUGUGUAUCAUGUGCUCUUUUUACAUCAAGACGCUUCACUUCCUUAAAAGCCGCAGCUCACAGCUCACUGCGGCCAUGACUCUUGAGAAACCUCUCACAUUAGUCAUCAUGGCAAUGAGUAUCUUUUCACUGCUCUUCACUCCCUAUCACAUCAUGCGCAAUGUUAGGAUUGCUUCUCGCACAGAACUAUGGGAGGUGUCUGAGUGCACAAGAAACAUAAUCAACGUUGUUUAUAUUAUAACCAGGCCUGUUGCAUUUUUGAACAGCGCAAUUAACCCCAUCUUCUAUUUCUUCAUGGGAGAUCACUUCAGAGAUAUGCUGACAAGCAAAAUAAGACACCUCUUUAAAAGGCCUACGUCUUGUUGCAAACAAAGUGAAAUGUCCCUCUCUGUCUGGCUUGGAAAGAGAAACCUACAUUGUACCAAUGAAGGCACAACCAGUCACAGAGAAAGCUGAACAGCUUUGGUUUAUGUGACAAAAUGUUUCCGUUUUAGUUUUAGAAACUAACUGAGCAAUAUAAAGAACUCUCCUGGUCUUUGCUUCAGCUGGCAAAAGGAAAUAAAUCCUUAUCACGA
Molecule: messenger RNA, 1497 nt
Organism: Heteronotia binoei (common prickly gecko)
Lineage: Eukaryota; Metazoa; Chordata; Lepidosauria; Squamata; Gekkonidae
Gene: SUCNR1
Product: succinate receptor 1
Exons: 4
Coding region: 341-1378 (345 amino acids)
Biological process (GO): G protein-coupled receptor signaling pathway
Cellular component (GO): plasma membrane
Molecular function (GO): G protein-coupled receptor activity
Source: RefSeq, a predicted model, not a curated record